Messenger RNA from Laetiporus sulphureus 93-53, 4251 nucleotides. RefSeq lists its product as uncharacterized. The coding region runs from base 1 to 4251 and encodes 1416 amino acids. The record is from RefSeq and is a predicted model, not a curated record. Lineage: Eukaryota; Fungi; Basidiomycota; Agaricomycetes; Polyporales; Laetiporaceae. The transcript is spliced from 4 exons.
AUGGAACACAUCAUCUCACAACUCAUUCUCACUCUCAACCUCUCUGCUUUGGCUGGGCUUGACGAGUCCGGCCCCCCGACGGGCAGCGGUGGUAACGGUGAGGUAGGUCAACGUCCUCUCGUCGCCGCCGCCGGUCCGUCGUCGUCGCUCGGUGCAGUCCUCGGCAAGUAUGGGGCUCAAGAGUUCCCGCCUGGCGACACAUUCAUCUCGUCCCUCGCUGCUUGGGCAUCGACCUCUCCCGCAUCGGCGUUGGCAUUCUCGCUGGUAGUGGGGUGCAUCGCGUACGACGGGGUGGUGUGGCUGGCAAGACGCCGCAAAGCUCUUCGUCGUAUCAAGCAGUUCAUCUGGCAGGCCGUGCUCCCUGUUGGAUGCUUCAUUCUACCGUCCUGGCUCCUACAGAAUCUUGUAUCAUCACUGGCCUCUCACGAUGGUUCUCUCAUCCUCCCGACAAGCUCCUUCUGUCUGGCGCUCGUCUUCAAUACACUUUCGGAGGAAUUGAAGACCUACGGUGUCCCAUACAUCUCGCUCGUCCUCGCUAGGCUGAUUCACGCCAUUUGGGUUGUCUCGGCAAUAAGGAUGGCCCUAGGCGGCUUGUGUGGACUGUCAGCCGACCCCUCGAUCAUUGGUUUAUUACGAUUUGGGACCUUGGUCUUUGCCUCUGUGGUCGUCGUGCACCUCUUCCUCGAAUGGAUCCAUCAAGCCACCACCCGUAUGGCCGACUCGCAAUGGCGAGACGAGGAGUACUUGAUAUUGGACUUUAUCGGAGAACUCGACACAUCCUCGGACCGGUCAGAAGAUGAUGUCGAUUUCUUCGCGGACGAAAGCAUUCAAGAGUCCACGUCCGUAGUCGAUCUACGGGAUCUAGAUAUUCAUCUCAGCGAUGAAGAAGACUUCUUCGACUGCUCCUUGAUCAAAGAAGAGGCUCGCGCAACCGGCAGUCCCUUCUUCACUCCGGAGACCGGCGUUCUCGAUGAUGUCGGGAUGCCCUCGCUCAUGGAUGCUUUCCCUGCGCCGAAGACUCGUGUUGACGAUAGUUUCGAGGACAUGAAGAUCAGUGCACUAAAGGAGGACUCGUCUACGGAAUCCAUCGGUGGUUUCAUCUCAGUUGAAUACUCUCGUCUCAGCUCUGAGGGUGAGAGUCUAUGCACUGCGAUCGUCGAUGUCGACGCUUCGCCGAUACCCAGUGAGGACAUCAAAGAGCAGGACCAAAGUGUUGACGACCUCUUUUACGAGCCUAUGUUUGAGCUUCAUUUGGACGAAGAUUUCAAGAACUUGAAUAAUGAUACUCUCGCACACGAAUCGGAAGUUACUAAGGAGGAGGAUUUAUGGAUCUAUGCCGCUAAUAAUGGCGUCUCUCAGGAGCAUUCUCGUCUCAACCCCAAUGACGAGAGUCGCAAGUCGUCGCUCGCCGAGGAGGAGACCAUCGCGCUGGAUGGUCCCCUUUUCACUGGAUUCGAUGAAGUCGAGGAAGUGCCGAGCGUGGGCGCCGUCACUACGACAAUAUUCUGCGAAGAUGACCACAAGGAGGAUUCAAAUGCUGAUAUCAUGACCCGAAAGGAUAUCGAAGACAGUUGGCCUAUCUAUAGUGCACUCAAGAGUCUCGAGGCGGUCAACGUCGAUGCUCUCGCAGGUGGUGCGGAAAAUGGCGCAAGGAACGAUGCAUCUACCGACCCUGCUGAUGGUUAUCUCAGCCCCGAGGACAGGAGCAUCAAGGUCGAGGAGAAGACCGUUGCGUCGAACGAUCUCUCUUUUAUUCCUAGCAUCAGUGGUCUCGAUGACGUCGCAAGACCAAUCUUCGCCGACAUCGCUGCUUCAUCGAUACCUUGCGAGAACGAUCAAUACGAUGAUAAGGCAACCGAUAUUCUCGAUGGCAGAACAGUGUUUGAGACCAUUCUCAAGGACCUUCGAGCCAAGAUCGCCCGUUUGGAGGAAGAGAACGCCCAGUUCAAGGCCAAUGCAACUCGUACGCAAGCCAGUGCCGUCGCUUCGAGCAAUGUCGAACAGGUCAAGUCGCUUUUGGAUGUCCGCGAGGAUAGAAUACAACCGGUCAAAACAGGCUCAGGUCAAGACGGCUCUGUUAUAUCCAGUCAAGUCACGUUGCCAGCUUCUGAGGACAUCCUCGAGCUGAGCGAUCACAACGGCCUUCAGAAGAACCCCGUUAUGCCUAGUCAAGUCGAACGUUUCGCGUUGCCAGCUUUUGGGGGUGGCCCCGAGCUAGGUGACGCGAGUCGCAGUCAAAAGAUGCCCGCCAUUCCCAGUCAAGUCGAAUAUGUCGCGUUGCCAGCUCCCGAGGAUGACCUCAAGCUAGGUGACGCGAGCCGCAGUCAAGAAGAUCCCGCUUUGUGCAAUUCCGUCGAACAGGUAUCACCAUUCCGAGAAGCUCUCGGGGGUAGCCCCGAGCUAGAAGAUGCCAAUCACCUUCAAGAUGUUUCCGCCCCGUCAAGUAAUGCGUCAGAAUUCGAGUCUUGCUCCCCAACUCAUGAGGAAGGCCUCGAGCAUGCCGACGCUAGCCCGGCACCGGCCAACAGUAGCGCCUUCAGCAAUAUUAACGUACAAGUCAAGUCUUGCCCACCGGCUUUCGAGGACCAACGCGAGCCGGCCAACAUGAAUCCUACACCCAUUCCCUCCCUUCCCCCUUGCGACCUCGCCGAAGUUCAUCCCUCCCCACCAGUCACUGAGGAUGGACCGAGUCCUUCUUCUUGUGCCCCGCCCGUGGACACAGAGGACGAGUACCGCAGCGUCACGGAAAUCAGUUAUGCGUCUUGCUUCGCUGGCGAAGUUAGAGCGAUCUUUGUUUCCGACGGCGUCUAUGGGGGAUCUGAGCCUGCUGGGAGGUGGACCCAGCAGAGCGUGUGUUUGUAUUCUAGUGUCACUGAGGAGAGGAACAAGCUCCUGGAGCAAGACCGACAUAUUGUUGAGGCGAUACGGGCUGACGAGCAGGUAUGCGAUGGUACUGGCCCAGGUACCGACGAGCGGAACGACCAAGAUGGUAUCCCGGAUGCAUACGAGGAGUGGAACGACCUCCUCGAAGAAGCCGGACUGAUUCCUAAGGCGGCAUGGAUAGACGAGUGGGACAGCGACGGAUACGAUUUGGAUGCAUGCGAGGAGAGCAACAGACUUCUCAAGCAAGCCGAAUCGAUUCCUCAAGCGACACGGAUGGACGAGCACGAUAGCGAUAAUAACGAUCUAGUUGGCGACAAGACGGAGUCUUCGGUAGUGACGGAGUUAAGGGAAGACCUCGAGCUCUGCGAGGGUCGCCUCCGUCUCUCUCAUGUGGCCUUCGACUGGUGUGACAAAGAUCGAUCUCGCUUCAAGCGCAAGGUCGACGAUCUUUUGUUCUUCCUCGAGGCGACCAGGACGACACUCAUCGCGGAGAUCCGGAAGUAUCAGGACAAGGUUGCGACCGUCGAGCGCUCGAAUCUCGCAUCGGUUGAGGCACUGGAAGCCGCGGAGGAGAGCAUCGACUUCCUGGUGGCGGAGAACUAUUUCGCCCAGGUCGCAUCGGACGAGCAAGUUCGCAAGUUACGGGCGGACAAUGCGGCCCUCGUGGCGGAACUUCGGGCGUGCAACCAUAGGCUUGAAUUGUAUGAGAACGCAUCGGAAGGGACGGAAGAUGGCUCUGGCGACCUUGAUUGCGACAAUGAGUAUCCUGCGGGAUCGUUGGAGGAUUGUCAGGCUCGCCUCGCUCUCUGUCAAGCAGCUCUAUCCUGGCAGGAAGACAACCGGCGCCGCUACAAGGCAAAGAACGAGGGCCUCAGGCGGGUGAAGAAGCAAGACAAGCUCACCAAGCAGGCGUUCACGGAGGAAGUCAAGAAGCAGAUAGCGAAGAAUUUCACGCUCGAACGCGACAAGCGUGCAGCGGCCCAGUCCCUCGAGGCCGCAGAGGGCAGCAUUGACUUCCUGCAGGCGGAGAACUUCUUCGAGAGACAGGCGUUCCAGCAACGGAUCCUCGAGCUAGAGGACGGUCUGGCGGGCAAGGACAAAGAGGUCAAUCAGCUAGUGGGGGAACUGGAACGUUGGGGACAUUCGCACGAGCUCAACGCCGGGGCGCAUGCACAAUGGAAUGCGAUCCUCAUCAAGGACGAGAUCGACAUUCCAAACAGUGACCCAUCAUCGGUGACCUCGGGUGUCGACAAGUGCUCAUAUGGAAGUCCCGAGCCUCCGCCCACUGUCUCGGCAUCCAUGACCUCUAUUUCCCAUGACAUAGACAAGUACGUCCAGGGACCACAGGAUAUAAGCGCCGGAACUUGA